Molecule: messenger RNA, 2283 nt
Organism: Physcomitrium patens
Lineage: Eukaryota; Viridiplantae; Streptophyta; Bryopsida; Funariales; Funariaceae
Biological process (GO): regulation of DNA-templated transcription
Cellular component (GO): histone deacetylase complex
Molecular function (GO): protein binding; transcription coregulator activity
Source: RefSeq, a predicted model, not a curated record
AGGCGAGCGAGCGAGCGAUUGCGAGUGCGAGAGAGAAAGAGAGAGAUUGCGAAGACGGGAGGUUUGUUUGUGAUCUGGAAACACGGGAAUGGGGUAGGUAGGGAAAUUCUGCUUAUUGUGGGUUUGAUAGGAAAUGGCGUUUGUUGGGUAGCGGAGUUGGGGGCGCUGGAGCGAUGCGACGUGCAUAAUUGGGGUCUGAGUUUGGAUAGAUUGUUUGGGUUGUUUUUAAUGUGGUCCUGGAUCGAGUAGGAGGGUGUGGGGUUGCUGAUUGACUGGGAUUAGCACGAGUUGCUGUCGUUGCAGGGGUUGUGUCUGCCGCCAGGAGAGGACGUUGCGUUUGUGUGUGUCUGGAGGGGAUCGUAGAUGCCGGUUGGCGUGGUGCUUGAUUUAAGAGGAAUGUGGGAUGAGUUGAAGUGGGAUUGUGGUGAGGGGGUUGUUUGGUAGCAUAUUUGGAAUUUCGGGGCUUAGUUAGUGGAGUACUGCGGGUUUAGAAGUUUAUUUUUUAUUGAGGGAGUUCUUAUAAGGAUAAUUGAGUUUGUUGGUGUGAAGGUCAAUUAGUGCACCAUUGCUAGUGGCAUUGCUAAUUAUUACACUGUUUGGAAACUCUGCCAUGCUUCGUGUUGGAUAUCGUCUGUAUAGAGUUUUGGCGUAAAUCAGAGUUCUAUUUCUUAGGAGCGUGAGUGAAAUUAGGCACUUUCUAGUGGACGCGCUGAGCCUGUUUUCCUUAAGGGAGGAGUUGAAGUUCUUCGAAUCAAGGAUCUUGAAGCAGACUACCGUGCAUCGUGUUGGGAAACAUCAUGGAAUUGCUUGAAGAGUGCUCUUUUUUGGGAUCCCCCGCCACGCCCAGGCCUGCAACCAACUCUGGAAGAGUAUGAAGAGUUGAAUAGAGCUUUCCUGGAGCUUUCGAGUUGAUUCAUGGUUGCGUUUGCAGUAUCCUGAGUUUAAUCCACCAAGGAGAAUAGGGCUGGUGUUUGGAGAAUAGUAGAAGCAUUACAAAGGCCGUAACAUUUGGUUCAAGUGAAUGGUAGUGAUGGGGUACGCAGAAGAGGGCCUUCACUGCCACAGUCAAUCUGGUGAAGAUAGCGGAGAAGAUGGAAUGUCUGUACUGCCAAGGCAUACGAAAGUGCUGGUUACAGGAAACAAUCGCACCAAAUCUGUUUUGGUUGGUCUUCACGGCGUCGUCACGAAAGCUGUGGGUCUGGGUGGCUGGCAUUGGCUGGUACUCACGAAUGGGGACGAAGUCAAGCUCCAGCGCAAUGCCUUGAGCGUGGUUGAGGGUCCAACUGGUCAUGAAAAAGAUGAUGACAAUGAUGACAAUCCAUUUUCAAGUGAAACAAGCCAAGAAAACAAUUUUCCAACGAAUUCAUUCCGAGUACAACCCCGGAAGCCAACAUCACCAGUGUCGUCCAAUCCUGGAGCGGCAGGAAAUAUCAGGAGGGCAGCUCAAUACUGUGACUCAUAUGAUAGAAAAGAAAAUUUCGUUGACCGCAAAGGUCUGUCAAGCAGAUGCUUACCGUCUGUGAAUCUUAGCAAGCUGGAGACGGCUGUUCUGAAGAGAUAUCGAAGGCAUUUUAAGCUGGUUGAAGUUGGUCCGAACUCAUCAAAAGAACAGCUUGUGGAUGCAGUUUGUAGACAUUUCAUGUCACAGGAGUUGGACGAGGUACAAGUGAUAAUGGGCUUCAUGCAGGCUGCAAAGCGUUUAAGAACGUAGAAAAUGCACCCCGCAAAUGUUUAUUGCAUGGUCUCGCUGAAGUCAACGACCUGAGAAGCCUAGCGAUUGUUGACAAAUAUAUACAGAAAGUAGUGGAUCGGCUUUGGUGGUUGGAUGGGUGGAUUGUAAAGGCAAUUCACAUUCUGCCCGUCAUCUUGUAUACUAGAAAACGUUAGUGUAUAAAGGCUGUCGAUAAUGAGCCAACUAGUAGGCUUAGAUUUAUUUUUGAAGUGGGCCUCGCACAUAUAGUAUGUACAAAUAGCUCAGUAUUGAUUCAGGAUUUGGCUAAUCAUUAACCCUUUAGUUUCAUUUAUGUACCAAUUGUACAUGACUUCUAGGCAAAGGGAGGGCAGUAGUAUUCUUCCUGUUUUGCCAGCCAUCGCCCUAGCUUCCUUGUACAUUGAACUAUUCCUAUGCUCUGGUGAUAUUCUCUCCUGACAUACUAUAGGAUUACCUUGUACACCUCACUCAGUAGCUUACACUGCAUUAGUGCUCUGAAACCUGAGAUUUGUGGCUAUGUUAUCUUGUACAAUUAUUAACUAUAUAACACAAGGAAAUCUUAUGCGACAACA